UACGGUUUGAAUAGAUUUGAUGACUUACUAUUACAGUAAAAACGAACGAGUAGGUGUGUCCAUGCUGUCUGGUAGUGAAAGUGUUAAUAGCACUUCUUUCUUUUCUUUUCUUAAGAAAUCGUAAAAGCUUCCAAAGUUUAUUUUUAACAUAAAGUGGACUUUUGCAUCUUAUAAACCCUGUGACUUCUUCACCAGACUGCGUGAUCCAGGACUUGGGCAGUGCGGGACUUGCGCGCACUCUGGUCGCGGGAGCGAUGCGCGCGCUGCGGGCUCCGGUUCUAGUAAUGGGGCUCGUCAUGAUUAUCUGCACUACUGCACAAAGCGACGCCAGCGUGAACAAGGUCGAGAAAACGUUCAGACGGAUAAUGGACAUCAUGAGACUGGCGGAAAACAGCGUUGACGACGCGAGCGCGCAAAAGAAAGAGAGCGCGCCUAAGGACACUCAUCGUCUCAAAACGGAAACCGGGGAAACUAUUUUAAAAAUCUUUCCCAGAGACCUCCGAAACAAAGAGAAGGUUAUCAAAAUCUUAACAGGUCCUCUUUAUUUCAGUCCAAAAUGCAGGAAGUACGUCUACAGGCUUUAUCAUAACACCAGAGACUGCACCAUCCCUGCAUACUACAGAAGGUGUGCAAGACUCUUGGUGCGACUGGCAGAGAGUCCGAGAUGUCAAGAGGGUUAACUGUACCAGCAGGUUGAAGCCAAACCAGAAUGACCCAAGUAAAAAAAAAAAACAGCAGUCAAAGUGCCUUUGGACAAGAGAAGAGAAUUUAAACCAACACGCAACAUUCCACAUAAUCAGCACAACGCGUCCAGAACACUGCUCUGCCUCUCUGGAGAAUAGAUGUGGGAAAGUAUUGACAGAGCAGUAAACGGACACGGAAUAAUGGGAUGCACUUGCCCAAGGAUGGUCUGAUGGACUCAACAUAGAGCCAAUGUUAAAACACAGGACGACAGAGAAACAAAACAGAAAACGCUUUUGGCGUAGUGCGUUCUGAAUCUGUCUGCCAAAAAAAAAAUCAUUUCAUUAUGAAAAAGGGAUUGCCAUGUUUUGAUAUCAGAUUAUCGAGACCCGUCAGUCAGUGCUGAUGUUUUGUUCGACAUGCCUUGAUGGGGUUACAAUUCAGAGCCGUGAUGACAAAUCGAGUUAGUUCGCUGCAACGAGAGAGCUUUGCUUUUCUCUGAGCUCGAACUGAAAAUCAGUUAAUUGCAUGAAAGUUUCCUUUUGCUUUUGUUUGCCAGCAGACAGGUAGAUUUUUGCAGUAUAUCUGUGACCAAAAGCUUUUUGUUUUCGUGUGAGACUAUGAGUGUGCGACCGUGGAAUAUAUUCAGUAUAUUUUGAUAUGUAAAUGUUGUACAAAUGAGACUUUAAAAUCCCUAUAACAAACAUAAGCGUCUGACGUAUGAUGGGAUAUGUAUAUUUAAAAGAAAAUAUAUUUAAAUAAAUUAUGAUUGUUUAAGCACUGUGGUCUUUAAUGUGGUAAAAGACACCAAAGAAUGUAAAGGUUAAUCUUCUGCAGCCUAAAACAGUCUCGAUCUAGUUUAACAGCUUAUCUUGGCAUCAGAAAAUAUAUAUAUUUUUAAGGAAGUUCAAGAUCUCUCAUCACUCCUGGUGGAUGCUCUGGAUGGUUCAGAGAUAUUGAUUUUUUUUGUGACCACACCAAAGUUAACAGUCAACUUCUGUUAAUAAAUAAACAUCUUAGUAAUGGGGGAAAAAUCUAAAGAUAUUCCCAAAAGAUGAAGUGGAUGAAUGAGAGGAAAGGGAAAGUAAUCAGAACUGGAACAACAACAGUCAUAUUCAAAGAAAUUAG
Messenger RNA from Carassius auratus (goldfish), 1809 nucleotides. Its product is annotated as protein ALKAL-like. Gene Ontology annotation, biological process: positive regulation of ERK5 cascade; positive regulation of ERK1 and ERK2 cascade. The transcript is spliced from 5 exons. NCBI's taxonomy places the organism in Eukaryota, Metazoa, Chordata, Actinopteri, Cypriniformes, Cyprinidae. The record is from RefSeq and is a predicted model, not a curated record. Gene Ontology annotation, molecular function: receptor tyrosine kinase binding; receptor signaling protein tyrosine kinase activator activity. Bases 255 to 680 code for a protein of 141 amino acids.